Messenger RNA from Aspergillus niger, 4023 nucleotides. RefSeq lists its product as uncharacterized. Gene Ontology annotation, biological process: positive regulation of TOR signaling. The transcript is spliced from 3 exons. The record is from RefSeq and is a predicted model, not a curated record. Gene Ontology annotation, molecular function: protein binding. Lineage: Eukaryota; Fungi; Ascomycota; Eurotiomycetes; Eurotiales; Aspergillaceae. The coding region runs from base 1 to 4023 and encodes 1340 amino acids.
AUGUCCGACUUCUCUCGAUUGCCCGCCCGAGGCAGCUCCUCGCCAGCACCGCCGCCUCCCCCACCACCAGCUCCCGUGCAACAGAGUCACAAAUAUUCCAACCGCGCGGCCAGUGCUCUGGCAAGAUUCGCCCAGCCCUUCUUCUCAGGGUCUCGACCUCCUAGUCCGCACACGGCGGGAAGUCGUGCAGAUUUGUCUGCUGGUCCCCGUUCAACAAGGUCCAAGUCAUUACCUGGAGCAUCCCAGACUGUUACGCAUAAGACUGGUAUCCCUAUUGCCGCUCUAGAUAUCUCCCCGCAGCGGACACAUGCAGUCAUUGGCGGAAAGGAGAUUUUGAAGACCAUCCGCGUCUCGCCUGAUCAUUCAUCCGAGGAAUUCAAUCUCCGCAAUGCUAUCAUCAGUUAUUCAUCCACUCAUCAUGGUGGAAGCGGACUCUCCGCCCGGCAUAAAGACCAGCUGACUGUGAGAGAUGUCAAGUGGUCACAUGGUGAGUAUGACCAGAUUAUUGCCACGGCGGUGGCCAAUGGCCGCAUCGUGGUGUAUGAUCUGCGCCGAACUGGCUUGGAAUGUUGCCGAUUCCAGGGCCACAGCCGCCAGGUCCAUCGGUUAGCCUUCAACCCGCACCAUGCGUCAUGGCUUCUGUCGGGGAGUCAGGAUUCUUCCAUUCGAAUGUGGGACUUGCGGACAGCUUCUGCGGAACGUGGCGUCUUGGUGUGUGGGAGUCUGGAUCUGUUCCACGGUAACAGUGAUGCCGUCCGGGAUAUCAGGUGGUCGCCAACCGACGGGGUCAUGUUUGCGACUGCAACAGACAGCGGAGCGAUACAACUGUGGGACUGCCGCAAGUCAAGCGCUCCGUUAAUGCGGAUUACUGCCCAUGACCGCCCGUGCUUCUCGGUAGAUUGGCAUCCUGAUGGGAGGCACAUCGUCAGCGGUGGUACGGAUAGACAAGUGAAAGUCUGGGAUUUCUCUUCUUCUGCCGAACGCCGACAGAAGCCGACUUUCCAGUUUCGGACCCCUCAGGCAGUCCUCAACGUCCGAUGGCGUCCACCUUCGUGGGCUAGGGAGCCGGAGGGCUCUGGUGAUUGGCAGUCAUCUCAGGUAGUGACAUCUUACGACAAGGAGGACCCGCGAGUUCAUCUCUGGGAUCUCCGCAGGCCACACAUACCGUUCCGCGAAUUCGAUCGGUAUGAUGCUCACGCGACCGACUUGCUCUGGCAUUCCAAGGACCUGUUAUGGACAGUAGGUGAAGCUGGCGCUUUCACUCAAACUGAUAUUCGAUACGCUCCCCAGAUUAUCAAUCAACGCCCGACAUGCUCGGUGGCUUGGAGCCCGAGCGGCGAAGUCCUAGCCUUCGCCCAGAAACGUCCCCAGCGUAGUACUCUAGGCCUCAGCACUAAUGAGUUCGUGGGCCCUCAGCACGAAGAGCACAAUAGUGGUGAGGUUUUGAGUCAGAGCCCUGCAGAAGAUGUUCUCGAUGAGCCUUCGUUCGCUUCUAUCCGCCAUCGGCAUAGCAAGUCGAGUAGUGUUCGGCCGUCUAAAUCCUUAGGCAGUACUCCGCCUGGUGUGGGAGAUCUCAUUCCUAUCCUCCCACUAGAAAAGGUCCUUUCAAAGAUUAAAACCCCCGAGGCACGUCAGAUCGGAGCAGUUGGAUGUAUUCCGGGAGCUACACUGGAUCGAGAUACCUUUCAAUACUUGGCGUCCAAUUACUCUUCUUUGCUCGAUGGUGCUGAUGCAGUCCGCAUGGACAAGCUAUCGUCCAUGCUCGAAUCACUCAACCACAAUGCACAGUGCUCGGAGGACGCUUCUUUGCUCAAGCUAGCACAGACUUGGCGCAUUAUCAAAUUUGCUGUCGUCCAAGAGCUCGAGACCAGAGCCAGAGAGCAACGUCGCAACUUAGACAAGGGGCCUCGCACCAUGAAGAAAAAAUCAUCCAAGGAGGGUCCUGUUUCAGAGAAACCACGGGUGAUUGAAGAUGGGAGACAGGACAAAUUGAAAACCCGAAUGUUCAAGGGUGUGGUGGAGAACGAAGCAUUGAAGAUCCCGCUGACAGACUCUGAAAGCGCGUCAAAUAUGACGACGCCUCUCGCGCAGCCAUUGCCUGACUCCCCUCUUGGGUCUUUGGACAGCACGACUUCGCAUAUGACGUCUUUGAAUGACAAUACGGAAUUGAAGCCUCUUCCACCGUCGGUUCUUAGCUCUAAUCAGGGCACCAUGACUUCAAAUGAUUGGUCAUCGAUGUCAGAUGUCGAUCCACAACCAGUCCAUCAAUUACAACACCGUCAAUCUGAUGCUAGUGAAGAUGUCUCUAUCCCACCUGACAGUUUGCCUUCCGAGCCGGGACGUGCCCCGGUGCUUCAAGAUACUGCGGAUGACCAAAGAUCUGCACCUCGAGCCAUCUCUGGCAGAGCAGAUUGGCAUUUGAAAACGCUUGUGAGCGCUUCAAAGGGGACUUCUGAAGUAGACGAAUACGAUCAGAAAAUGGAGGACAAGAAAGCAGCUAUUCGCGACUAUAGGAUCUUUCCCAAGAAGGUCCUCUCACUAGAAUCUCCUAUGGUGCCUAUUAAACCGCCUGGCUUCCACCGGCAUGAAUCAUCGGAGAGCUUCCCUAUGUUCUCAGCCUCAACAGAGAGCUCCCAUCCGUCCAAAUCAAUGGCCACCUCGUUAUCUUCGGCAGCGAGACUGUAUGAGGCUCACGAGGAUGGAGAUGUUGGCCAGGAAGCGGCUACUGCAGAGCCUAGUAACAGCUAUGUUGAAGUCAAGGAGUCAGUCCCAAAGGCUACUUCUGUAAACGAAAAAGAAACCCAGGGCUGUGAAACACUGGAGGGUAUCCCUGAUUCAGAGCAUAUACACCUCGAGCGACCGUCUAGCCCCCCACCUCUAUUGAAAGAGAGUCGGCCCUUGAAUGUUCCUAGUCAAGAAGAUGAAGAUUCAGUGCACAACAACCCGACAGCCACUGGAGGAACUAGUGAGUUGAUUGGCGUGACUAUUCCUGUCAGUCCUGACGUGACAACGAACAAACCCUGGAGCGUCGAGAUGCUUUUUAAAGAGGCAAUUCGACACUACCAUAGUGGGAACCAUGUGGACAUUCAGUCUGCUGCACACUUACUGCAGAAGCUACGAAUCCUUUUUAAAGAUUGCGAAAAGAUUCUUCCCGAUGAGGAGGCAGAAUACAUAUUCAGAGCUUACAACGAGCAGUUGGUGCGCCAAUCAAUGUACAUUGAAGCUGCUGAGCUUCGGCUUUUAUGUGUCCCAUCUUACCCAGCAGUCUAUGAGUACGCCCAGGGCGACACUUUCAUGAACGUGUUCUGUUUCACAUGCAAACGUCCUUAUGAAAACCCAAAGAGCGAUAAUACGCGCUGUCAUCGUUGUAACACUCCUCAGGAGCCAUGCGCUAUCUGCAUGAGCCUUGAUCCGCCACCUGAGUGGGUUGCAGAGCUCUCGAAUGCAUCCGCUUAUUCAACUCCAGACCUGACUUCUGAGGCUACAUCACACGCACUUUCAUCAUCACAUUCUUCAUUGAAAACCGAACCCAUUCCCCAGAGUGAAUUGCAGCAUCUGGAUAAUCUUCUCUCUGAUCCAUCACAGCGCCCUCGACCAAAAGGAUCCACACUCUGGACCUGGUGCCAGGGCUGCGGCCACGGGGGCCACUUGGCUUGCAUAAGCACAUGGUUAAAUGAUGUCUCCAUCAGUGAAGGAGGUUGCGCUACUCCGGGAUGCAUGCAUGAUUGCGGUCCUGGCCCGCGUCGCGAACAUAACCGCUCCGUCCUCCUAGAGGAAUCAAAGAGACGUGACACUGCCGGCCGAAAAGCCGGUGUAGGCUUAAUCAAACGAGAUACGUGGACUAAAGGAGAAAGCAGGGCCGUCGAGAAAGUUCGCGGCAUGCUAGGCGUUGGUGCAUCAGCUGGGAGCGCUUCCACAACAGCUACCACUGCAACAAGUGGUGGGCCUAGCGGGGCUUCCACUAGCACUAUGUCGCCCAAGAAGAUACCCGAUCGUUGUCGGUUCUGGCGUCUCGGGGGGUGA